Molecule: messenger RNA, 567 nt
Organism: Adineta steineri
Lineage: Eukaryota; Metazoa; Rotifera; Eurotatoria; Adinetida; Adinetidae
Source: the annotation of a GenBank genome assembly
AUACCGGAUAUAAAUUAUACAAAAACAAAAAGUAGAUCAGCAUCUGCAGAAUUUUUUGUAUCAUUUAGUCAAGAUAUAAAUUAUAAUGAAUACGAUGAUAAUACAGACAAUGAUAUUGAUGAUGAUAUUGAUGAUGAAAUUGUUUGUAGUAUUCAUCAUGAAGAUCAUCAACCGACAACACGUUCGAAUAAUGUAACACAUUAUGCAGAUGUACUGGCAGGUAAAUUAUUAGAAUCUGCUGUUGAUUCAAGUAUAAAAGAAAUAAGCAAAUUAUCAAAAGAAAUUCCAGUUCCCAACAAUAAUACGAUGUUAAAUACAACAGCAGGUUAUAUAAGUGAUGCUCAUCAAGACUCAUUUAUUUUAUCAGCGGAUCCCAUAACAAUGGAAGAAAAUAUUAUAUUGAAUGUAUCGAAAACUGAUACAAUCAUGCCGACGAGUGAUGACAAAUCGUUUUUGACAGAAAUCAAGCCAAGUGAAAGACAAUUGUCAUUAGAUACAAUUUAUAACAAUGAUUCGAUUAGUCAAUCAAGAAUUCAACCUACCCGUUCACCAAAUGCAAAAAAUUAA